Molecule: messenger RNA, 1989 nt
Organism: Chrysoperla carnea
Lineage: Eukaryota; Metazoa; Arthropoda; Insecta; Neuroptera; Chrysopidae
Gene: PPP1R15
Product: dual specificity protein kinase splB
Exons: 3
Coding region: 357-1850 (497 amino acids)
Biological process (GO): response to endoplasmic reticulum stress
Cellular component (GO): endoplasmic reticulum; protein phosphatase type 1 complex
Molecular function (GO): protein phosphatase regulator activity
Source: RefSeq, a predicted model, not a curated record
AUCCAAAAUGGCUGAAAUCUAAAAGUGUGUAUUGUUUUCUCGUAUCAGGAAAUAAUUGUUAAAAAUGGAAAAUAUUGUCAAGUUUAGAAAUUUCUACAACCUAACGUCAAAUAUUAAGUGUUUUGUUCAUAGAAUUGUAGAAGUUAAAUAUCCAAAGCAAAAGUUUAAGUUGUUUAAAUCAAUUCAUCAUCACCAGAAGGACAAUUUGACAAACGUGAAUUGUGCAGAUCACUUUCAUACAAGAAAGAGAAGUAUUUCAUCACCACAACAUCAAAAAAUUGUACGGAAUCUAAAUUUUCGUGGUACACGAAUUUGUUGUUGGCUUGUUUGAACAAAUUUUAAAAACAAUAUUUUAAAUGGAUUUCACAAAUGUGAAAUUGUUUAUAAAUCCCUUACGACAAGAUAUGUCAACCAACGUAAAAUAUUUUUCGACUGGUGGAUGCUAUUCAAAUUCGAAAUUUUUUAAAAAUGAUUUAGAUAGUAUCUCAAAUCAUCUUUUAAAAUUAACAACAACAAAGUUGUCCAAUUUGAAUGGCGGAUUUGGUAGUGAUUUUCAUGAACAAAGAAUGAUACCCACAAUCAUUUCAUUAAAAAAUGUUAUUAAUUCAAUACCGUUAAACAAUAUUUAUGCAAAUUUAACGACAGAGUUAAUGAAUUCAACAACCACAAAUACAACCACAUCUGAUACAAAUUCAACAACAAAUAUAAUGAUGUCACAUUUAAACAAUUUAACGGAUUUUGAUGAGAUUGAAUUACGUAAAUCAUUGUCACCGAAACGUUUUUAUAAUAAUCAACAAUUACAACAGAAAGUAAAAAGUAUGAAAAAAUCACCAAACUUAAUGUUUUAUCGUAAUUUAAUUGAAGAAAUUGCUGCUGAUCGUAAAAUGGUUGGCAAGAUUUUAUUACCUCGUAAUGAUGUCGAGGAGGAAAUUGGUGUUGAAUCCGUUUCAACACCGAGUUUUGUUAUUAUUGAAAAUCGAAAUCAUAAUAAAUUCAUUGAUUAUGAAAUUCGAUUUCAUGAAGCGAAAUGUAAAAAGUUACCACAUAAAAUUUUCCAAAAAUGUACAGAUAAUGCGGCCAAAUUCGGUGAACCAAUAAAUAUUUUAGAAUUAGAAAAUGGAAGUCACAAUCAAAUUAGCCAUUCAAAUGGUUACAAUCAAGAAUCAUCAACGACAAACGACCACUUAGAAGAUGAUUUUGAAAUGAUAAACAUAAAUAAUGAAUUCAUGAAUACUACAGAGCAACUCGUUGAUGAUGAAAGUGAUGAUGAAGAUGAUGAUAGUUUUAUUGAAUUUGAUGACAUGAGUGAUAAUGAUGGAAGUGAUAGUGAUGAAGAUAAUGAUAAUAUAACAGAAGUUAAUGGAUGUUUUAAGAAUAAUAAUAAUGUAGCGAACAUUACACGUACAAGACUGUUAUCGGAUUGUGAUAGUGAGGAUAGCUUUAUUAUAUUUGCCGAAGAUAAUGAUGAGGAUACAAAUGAUCAGAAUCGGAUGGCAUUAAUACAAGAGGUAGAUGAAGAAUCUGGUGAUGAGAAUGAUGUACCACGUGCAGAAGAUGUAACUGAUUGUUCACCACGUUUAAAACAAAUACAAUUUUGGGAUGAUAUGUUGGAAAAAACAAUUGAGAAAAAGGUCCAUUUUAAACCAGAUUCUGAAUUAUGUAUCGUACAUCCAAUGGUACAAUGGAGUUUUGCAUAUCAAAAUGCCCGUAAAGGUACAUGGGAGGAAGCAGCUCGUGAUCGUAGUCGUUUUCAAUUUCGAUUACGUCGUUUAAGUGAUAUAUUAAAACCAAUUUUAGCAAAUGAACAUAGAAAUAAAAUCUACACAGAACGAUUCCAAGAUAAUACAUAACGCAAUUAUUUUUCUUUUAUAAAAAAUUUUAUAUAUAAAUAUGUAAAUAAAAUAUGAAGAGAAAUAAUUCCAUAUCUUAAAAACGAUUUUAAAUAUCCCUUCGCCCCUUUUCUCUAUAUAUCUUUCUGAAAAUAUAUUC